UGUUCUUACUCGACGGGAAGUGGGACACAAUAAUGAUCUGUAAUAUUUGUCUCGUAUCUCUUGUGCUUCUUGGACUAACGAUCAACCUCAAGGCCGAGGACGUGCUGGUGACGGUCCAAAAAGGAAGCCUGCUGGGAAGUACGGCCACGAGCGUCUACAACACGUCCUACACGGCCUUUCUGGGAAUCACGUACGCCGAGCCUCCUGUUGGAGAGCUGCGCUUCCAGGAUCCGCAGCCAGCUGGUAGCUGGGAGGGUGUGCGCAACGCCACCUCAUACGGCAGCGACUGCGUGCAGAACACGGGUGACGGCUCCGAGGACUGCCUCUACCUGAACGUGUUCGUGCCGGGCAUACCAGAGGAGGGUGCAGGGCUGCCCGUGCUCUUCUGGGUGCACGGUGGAGGGUUCGUCUACGGCAGCGGCUCAGACCAGGAGCAUGGGCCCGACUUCCUUGUCUCCUACGGUGUCAUACUCGUCACCAUCAACUACCGCCUGGGGCCACUCGGCUUCCUGAGCACAGGAGAUGAGGUCAUUCCCGGCAACGCAGGUGUCAAGGAUCAGCACCUGGCGCUGACCUGGGUGAAGCAGAACAUCGCCAGCUUCGGUGGCGACCCAGACCUCGUCACCCUACAGGGGCAGAGUGCGGGAGGCAGGGCCGUCUCAUUACAUCUCGUCUCGCCUCUUUCCUCAGGCCUGUUCUCGCGGCUGAUUAUCCAGAGCGGUAACUUCACCCUGGAAUCGGCUCGUAGGAACGCCUUCAGACUGGGGGCUGCCCUGGGCUACGAGACGGAUGACUCCCAGCAGCUGGUGGACUUCCUGCGCUCUGUCAACGCUACGGACCUGCUGGUGGACAGCUCACUCAUACUGACAGACGAGGAGAAGCUGCUGUACUCGUAUGCUCUCUGGUCACCGCAUAUCGAAGCAGAGCAUGAGGGUGCUUUCAUCUCGGAACCUCCAAUACAGCCGCUCAUCGAUGGCCGUUUCCUGCGAGUGCCCAUCAUGACAGGCGUCACUUCCGGUGAAAAUAGUUUUGGGAUACUUAACGAUACCGAUAAGAUCAACACUCUCAACAACCAGUUCGUGGAGUCGGUGGGGCCCUGUCUGCACCUGUCAACAGUAGAGGAACAACAAGCUGCAGCAGCCAAAGUGAGGGAGUUCUACUUCGGCAACGACACUAUUUCUGCAGAUAAUCCUGACGCUCUGGUGUAUUUCAACAUCGACAAGGGAAGUUUCGAGGCAGCUGACGCUCUCGUACGGAAAGUAACUGAAAUAACUGACUUGCCAGUGUUCUAUUAUGAGUUUGAUUACCGCGGUGAGCAUGUGAAUGCCACAGAAUGGGGUGUCACUCACUCGGGUGAACUACCAUUCCUAUUCCUGAGAAAAGAUACCGAGUACAAUUUGGAUCCGAACUCGGAAGAGGAUAAAGUACGCAGGAAUAUACUCCGAUACUGGACCAAUUUUGCUAAAUAUGGGACACCUACUCCAGAAGCAGACCCAAUUGUGUGGGAACCAUACAACAACUCUAACCGCAGCUACAUGCUGAUGCAGGCCAACUUUUCGCUGGCCCACGACAAGAACGCAGAACGAAUGGACUUCUGGAACACCAACGUGCCGCUGCAGCCUUACGCCGAUGAACUCUGACCGCCCAGUAGGAGAUUCAUAAGCAAGCCAGUGGACUGAUGUAAUUACUGGAUACAUUAAAAAAUCAAAAUUACAACAAA
Messenger RNA from Schistocerca piceifrons (Central American locust), 1720 nucleotides. RefSeq names its product acetylcholinesterase-like. Lineage: Eukaryota; Metazoa; Arthropoda; Insecta; Orthoptera; Acrididae. The record is from RefSeq and is a predicted model, not a curated record.